Oppiella nova is the source of this 717-nucleotide messenger RNA. The record is from the annotation of a GenBank genome assembly. Lineage: Eukaryota; Metazoa; Arthropoda; Arachnida; Sarcoptiformes; Oppiidae.
AUGUCAUAUGAACCGGUGAUGACAUGUAUGGCUAAUAUCUGUUGCAAAUACGUCAAUGUGUUGGCCAUUCAACUCAUAUAUGUGUCCAUCUCUUCACUCAUUGUCUUCAUAUCCCUAAUCGGAGACCAAUUGCUAACCAUUAAGAGGAAUGCCAUCAACGCCUAUAUCAUCGCAUUAAGCGAUACGUUAAUCCAUGGCUUCAUUGGGUUCUUUAGUUGGCUCUUAGUCUACAUAUCGAAAGGACAUCCCGUCUGCGAACACAUCGUCCUCAUGGAGUCCUUCAUCUGUGGUCUCACGGCUUCUGCCAUUGAUUUGGACCACGUGUUGGCCGCAAGAAGUUUUGAUCUCAAUGAUAUCUCUCACUUACCUAACCGUCCAUUCCUUCACAACACAUCCCUAACUCUACUGAUAUCGGUGUCCAUCUUAGCGACGGGUCUGAUCCGUCACAACUGGAUGGUCCACACCUACGGCUGGAUAUUCCUCACCGCAAGCCUUACCCAUCACUUGCGGGACGCUCUCAGACACGGCUUCUGGUUGUAUCCGUUCACCACAAAACCAGUCCCUCUCUGGGCGUACGUACUGUCGCUCACAGCGUAUCCACUCGUCUGCAGUCUUCUCAUGGAUAUUGUGGCCAAAGAGUGGUUAGAAAGACAUUCAAUGAGUAAUCACUUGAACUUCAAAUACAAGAGCGUCUCUGGCGAUGUCCAAGAAGUUUAG